AAGGCUUCAAGCUUUCAUUUUCUCCACCUCCGAGUGGUGGUGGCAAUGGCCGCCUCCCACGUGUACGGCCUCCUGUCCACUCCCCGCCGUCCCCGCCGCCCACGCGUCCUUCCUCCUCCACCGGAUUGAGCCGACAUCUCCGCCACUCUCUAUUUAUCUCUGCCUCCCUCUCUUUCCACUUUUAUCAAACCCCGUUUGGCCAUUUCGUUCAGUAAAAUAGAGAGAGAGUAGCUUUCCAUUUUCAACCUCGUUUCCCAUAGCUCCUUCUUUCAGCUUCAUUCCCUUCUUUGAUUGAUAGCAAUGGCCUCUCAAGACCUCAAACAGCGCAUCAGAGACGAACCCGAUGCCACCGCCACAGCCGCCGCCGCCGCCGAUAUUAAUGACAAGGCCUCCCACAGGCCGGGCAGGAAGAAGGCCAUGGCCAAACGCGGCCUCCGGUCUCUCGCCGUAGCCGUCGCCCUCCCACUGGCGCUCACCGCCCUCGACAUCUCCUUCUUCGGCUCCGACCCUGCCUCCCGGAAGCACCUCCGGUUCCCUCCCCUGUGGGCGCUGCACGCCACGUGCCUCGUCUCGAGCAUGCUCCUGGGACUCUCUGCGUGGCUUGUCUGGGCCGAGGGUGGCUUCCAUAGGAAGCCCGAGGCCUUAGCCCUCUAUGCAGCCGUCCUCGGCCUCGGUCUGGGUUGGGACCCGAUAGUGUUUGGGGCGGGCGCCAGCAAGCUCGGACUUGUGGUGGCACUGGCUUUGUUCGGGAGCUUGUUCGGGUGCUACAAGAAGUUCAAGGAGGUGAGCACGAUAGCCGGGGACCUGGUGAAGCUGUGCUUCGCGUGGGCCGGCUUCGUGUGUAUUGUGAAUCUCAAGCUUGUUGCUAUGUGAUGACACAUAUAUGAGUAAAGAGCGGAUGGGUACGUCUUUGCGCA
This is a messenger RNA of Punica granatum (pomegranate), 917 nucleotides long. NCBI's taxonomy places the organism in Eukaryota, Viridiplantae, Streptophyta, Magnoliopsida, Myrtales, Lythraceae. The record is from RefSeq and is a predicted model, not a curated record.